Exophiala viscosa is the source of this 1349-nucleotide messenger RNA. RefSeq lists its product as uncharacterized. The record is from RefSeq and is a predicted model, not a curated record. NCBI's taxonomy places the organism in Eukaryota, Fungi, Ascomycota, Eurotiomycetes, Chaetothyriales, Herpotrichiellaceae. The transcript has a single exon. The coding region runs from base 344 to 1180 and encodes 278 amino acids.
UAUAAUGGUGACAACGAUGACAAAACCUGUGGUAUCACCACGAACUUCACAGUGACUUUUUCACACGUAAGUCGAGGCAGUGAUACGGUCUCUCUUCCUCGUCUCAUCUGGACUAUUUGACCACUGCAAGCGCGAACUCGUGCGCCAUUUAUCCUACAGCCAACGAACCUAAUCCGUAGUUCUCUCCAACCUCAUCAACUAACCAUGGGAAACACGCCCUCCCGAGACGGCUACUCGCAAUGCGUCUCCCCAGACGAAUGGCGUCGACGCCGUGCUAGUCGUGGACCUUCAGCUCUUUCCUCUUCGGCAGACCGUGAGCGUCGAGUCCGCUUCAUAACCCGCGAUGGUUCAUCGUCCGAUAUGUCCAGCGACAUUUCCUCAUCUUUCUACUCAGGAUCCGAUUCUGACCACGAGUACCUGCUUUUCACGCAUGGACCACGGCCCAGCCAAAGCCAUAACCACGCUCCCAGUUCUAGCCAGGGCAACCGACUGUACAUCGUCCAGGAACUCGAAGAGCUCGACAAACGCGACAACUGCCCAGACAGCGUGGCAGGUGACGAGUACUUUGACCGCGCAGACUGCAAUGGCUUCCGACCACGGCGGACCUGCAACACUCAUGAAAACUCUGGCUCUGACUCUCGACCACGUUCCCCAUCUACUUUUCGUCCAGGUGACACGUACCUCGACCGUCCAGACAGCACCGGCUUCCGACCACGAAGAAGCUACAAUCCUCACGACAACCUCGCGUACGACUUUCGACCGUCUUCCUCAUCCGCUCCCAGAAUGCCUGUUCAGUAUGUGUCCCCAACUGACAGUCCAUUCUCUGCACCUCCUGCCCCUGGUCCGCACCCAGGACAACCAUGGUAUCCCCCAAACCCGCAGCCGCAUCCACAUCCACCUCCUUCGUACGACGAGAGUCUGGGGGCGGAUGUUGAACAACGCGAGCCGCGGUUUGGCAAAUGAUCAACAACCCCUUCAAAGGUGUGAACGAGGGGUUCUGUUUGGUCAUGGGUGGGCUCCAUCAGUAUGCAUUGGCUGCUGGACCCCAGUUGAUAUUCUGAGACAGACUGCUGUCGUGCAGCAGAUGAUCGAGGGCAGGUCUACAAGGACCCGGCUCACUGGUAGGUGGAUGAGUACAAGGGCCAAGGGCUAUGAGGACCUUUCCAGAACAUCUCGGUGAGCAAUUGACGACUCAACAUUGACAGCAAUCUCGCAUCUGGAUGAUUUCAAUAUGGUAAUCAUUCAAGGUCAUUGUUUAUCUAUCAUAGCGAACGGAUCGUGUUCGUUAAGUAAUCAUAACAUCGUAGCCAUCCUGAAAUGGCGUGACAGUUCAAGCAUGCACUUUCCAA